Messenger RNA from Chlorella variabilis, 921 nucleotides. RefSeq lists its product as hypothetical. Gene Ontology annotation, molecular function: protein binding. The transcript has 6 exons. The record is from RefSeq and is a predicted model, not a curated record. The annotation marks the transcript as partial. Lineage: Eukaryota; Viridiplantae; Chlorophyta; Trebouxiophyceae; Chlorellales; Chlorellaceae.
GAGCAGGCGGGCGGGCUGCAGCGGCUGGCGCUGCGGGGCCACACCGCGGGCGUGACCAAGGUGCUGCUGACGCCGUCCGGUACCGACGCGGUGACGGCUUCCAGCGACGGUACCGCCAGGGUAUGGGACCUGGACAUUGGCGACUGCUGCAUGGGCGUGAUGGCAGGCCACACCGGCUGGGUGCACCUGAUUCGCUUCCUGCCUGACGGCAAGCGUGCCGUGACGGCCUCGCACGACGGCACCGCCAGGGUGUGGGACCUGCACACGGGCAGCUGUCGGCACGAGCUUGCGGGCCACGCAGGGCGCAUCAACAGCCUGGUGGUGUCGGCGGACGGCAAGUGGUGCGCCACAGGCUCAGAGGACUGCACCGCCCGCAUCUGGGACCUGCGGCGCGGCGACUGCCGCCGUGUGCUGACGGGCCACAAGUCCUGGGUCUACGACGUCUGCAUCUCCCCCGCACACGACAAGCUGCUGACCACCUCAGGCGACGGUACCACCAUGGCGUACAGCCUGGAGAGCGGCGACCUGCUGUGCCUGCUGGAAGGCCACUCUGGGGCCGUCACCGGCGCGGUGGUGACCCGCAAGGGGCGCUUUGCGGUGACGGUGUCGGAGGAUGCCAGCGUGCGGGUGUGGGACUUUGCGGCGCGCCUGGUGCAGCCGCCCAGCUACCACGACGGCAAGGUGUACUGCGUGGGCGGGUCCUCGGAGGGGCGAGUGCUGGCCACAUGCGGCGAGGACGCCGACGCGCGGCUCUGGGAUGCCGAGCGCGGCACGUUCAGGGGCCUGCUGCACCACCACAAGGUCCCCAUCCGCUGGCUGGCCUUCUCCGCCGACGGCCGCCAGCUGGUCACCGCCUCGCCCGACCGCAUGGUACUGCUCUGGGACGUGCCCACGCUGCACCUGGCUCGCACUGUGCCAGGU